Messenger RNA from Drosophila innubila, 1497 nucleotides. Its product is annotated as beta-1,4-galactosyltransferase 2. The record is from RefSeq and is a predicted model, not a curated record. Lineage: Eukaryota; Metazoa; Arthropoda; Insecta; Diptera; Drosophilidae. Bases 266 to 1240 code for a protein of 324 amino acids. Gene Ontology annotation, molecular function: N-acetyl-beta-glucosaminyl-derivative 4-beta-N-acetylgalactosaminyltransferase activity. Gene Ontology annotation, biological process: glycosphingolipid biosynthetic process; carbohydrate metabolic process. The transcript has a single exon.
AGUAAUAUUAAUAAUAUUAAGUAAAAUUAAAUUUUAACUCACCAACCGAACGAAAUGGACGUUGUGGUUCAUAAAUGGUUCGUUCAUUUGAAGUUGUGCUGAGCGAAAAGCAGUUCGCUCGAUAAGAAAGAACAAACCAAACCCGUGUUUUGUUGUUAGUGUGGAAAUUUGCUUAUUUUGAAUGCAAGAUUGGUCAUAAUAAUAAAAUAAACGCCCGCAAUGAGACGUGGCGUUUAAUUGGAGUUGAUCAAAAUAAUCGUGAAUAAUGUUAAUUCGGCUGUGCCAGCACAGUUUUCAUAUAUAUGACCUGCUCAUUUUCAGCGGCGCUUUGACAUUGAUUGUUUACAUUUUGCUGCCUCAUCGAUUUGCACUGCGCUAUGAUUACAUCGAUCGGAAGCACAUGGAGGAGUCGCUGCUGGCGGAAACGACGACCAAUGUGUCCAGGACACAGCUGUCAGCUGACGACUGCAGCUACAAAGAAGUCAUAGAUGGCAGCAGCUUUGUUUACGAUGCCUUUCAUCGGGAGAAAAUUCAUCGUGGCGAGGAGAUCCGUCUGGGCGGGGAAUAUCAGCCGGAGGAGUGCCGUGCCCGCUACAGUACGGCCGUUAUAGUGCCAUAUCGGGAUCGUCAGGAGCAGCUGGCGGCAUUUCUUAGCUACAUGCAUAAUUAUCUGCGUCAGCAGCUCAUCCAUUAUCGCAUCUUUGUGGUGGAACAGAGCGAUCGAAAGCCAUUCAAUCGUGCCAUGCUCUUUAACAUUGGCGCCAAGAUUGCCGCGAGCUAUGGUUAUCCCUGUUUGAUACUGCACGAUGUGGACCUGAUGCCACUGAACUCGGGACAGAUCUAUGCCUGCUCCGCAUUGCCGCGUCACAUGAGCUCCGCCUUGGACAGCUGGCGUUUCCAUUUGCCAUAUCGAACGCUUUUUGGCGGCGUUGUGGCAAUCAGUACCGCACAGUUCAACAUGAUCAACGGCAUGUCAAAUCUGUAUCAUGGUUGGGGCGGUGAAGAUGAUGAUUUUUACGAGCGCUUAAAAGUCGUCGGUGUGGAGAUCUGUCGCUUUGAUCCGGCGUACAGUGAAUACACAAUGCUAAAGCACAAACAUGAAAUACCAAAUGAGAAUCGCUUGUCACUCUUAAGAUCCGCUUCACUGCGCAUCCACAAAGAUGGUCUCAAUUCGCUCGAGUAUAAGGAGCUGGAACGCAGGAUGCACAGUCUCUUCACCCACAUUCUUGUCGAGACCUAGAAGAUAUCUAAAAAGAGAGCUAAUAGAGACCUAAACGAGACCUUAGAGAGACCUAAACUCGCCUUCAGCCUUUGCCGUAAGCAAUUUGUUAAUUAGCUUUUAGGGCUUUUUUAGUUAAGGGAAUCUCUGUGAGCCCAGUAUAAAUGAAUCUACAAAUAAUAUAAAUAUUUAUAAAUGAUUGUAAAGUAAACAAAAGAGAUUUGAAAUGUUUGAUGAAUAAUUGAAUGAAUGUAUAAAAUACGAAUUGCGAGUUUUAA